CAACAGCUUUCCCUUAAAACUACACGAAGACUUUUACCACCGUAACUCUACCAGAACCAUUUGAAGGAUGAAUUCCCUCAGGCGCAGAGAAUCGGUUUGCAGGAGUCUGUUUGGCCCGGUGGACCACGACCAACUGCGCCGGGACCUGAAGCUGAAGCUGAAGGAGAUCACUGAGCAGGACAGCCGUCGCUGGAACUUUAAUUUCCAGGCUGAAAUGCCGCUCCCCGGCAGGUUUGAGUGGGAGGAAAUACCCGCAGAGCGCGCUUCUGCUUUCUACCAGGAGUCCGCACAGGUGAAAGACGCCGUCUGUUCUUCAAACACUGAGGAGGAUGAAAGGCUGAUCGACCGGGAGGAAAGCGAAGGGACCGACCAGGAGAACUGCUCCCGCAUCUCCAACACACACAAGUGUCCUGCAGAAGUGACGCCCGUCCGGAGGAAGAGGACGCUCUCCAAACUGGCAGCCAAGCCCAGAGAUAACGCACGAAUUACAGAUUUUUUCGCAAAGAGAAGGAGGACGACAGAAACCAAGAGCAUCCUGAAUCCUUUCCACACAAGUUCCAGUGAAGCAGCUCUGUGCAAAACAAUAAGAUGAACAUGUUACUGAAAAUGGACUAUUUAUAUUUCUACACACAUUUUCAUGGACUGGACUAAGGCCUGUUUACCGCACCAAAGGGAUUGUGUUUUGUUUUGUUUUGUUUUGUUUUGUUUUGUUUUAUCUUAUCUUAUCUUAUCUUAUUUCGUCAGUCUCUGUAUUUGAGCCUGGGAUGAAAUUUUACAAUUUUGUGUUAUUUAAUUUUAUUUAUGGAAACUUUUAUUUAAUGUCUUUUCAUUUUCUUCACAGGUGAAAAUAUGUUUGUUAACUUAUCAAGAUGUUUUUUCCUCAUCGUUUUCAUCAGUAUUAUUAGUUUUGUGACCCUUUAAACGCUGUAUUAAGUUUUGUUUCUGAAUUUUUCAUCUCUUUGUGAACGUCCUUGGUGAAUGAAUGUAUUGUACUGAGCUGUUUCUUUUAUUUAAAAAAGCACUAUUUUUUUUGUCUUAAAUUAAGUGAGAUGCAGCUCAGGAAACCUGUA
Molecule: messenger RNA, 1070 nt
Organism: Toxotes jaculatrix (banded archerfish)
Lineage: Eukaryota; Metazoa; Chordata; Actinopteri; Toxotidae
Gene: cdkn1ca
Product: cyclin-dependent kinase inhibitor 1Ca
Exons: 2
Coding region: 68-592 (174 amino acids)
Biological process (GO): regulation of cell cycle
Cellular component (GO): nucleus
Molecular function (GO): cyclin-dependent protein serine/threonine kinase inhibitor activity
Source: RefSeq, a predicted model, not a curated record